Coregonus clupeaformis (lake whitefish) is the source of this 1257-nucleotide messenger RNA. RefSeq names its product ribonuclease P protein subunit p30-like. Gene Ontology annotation, cellular component: nucleolar ribonuclease P complex; ribosome. Gene Ontology annotation, molecular function: structural constituent of ribosome; RNA binding. The coding region runs from base 42 to 848 and encodes 268 amino acids. The transcript has 11 exons. The record is from RefSeq and is a predicted model, not a curated record. NCBI's taxonomy places the organism in Eukaryota, Metazoa, Chordata, Actinopteri, Salmoniformes, Salmonidae. Gene Ontology annotation, biological process: translation; tRNA processing.
GUUAUGUCCCAUAAGGCAUUUCGGUCAACUCACAUGGAAACAUGGCUGUAUUCAUGGACUUGAAUAUUAGCUACACAACCGACAAAAAACGACUUCAGAGUGUUAUUGAAACAGCAGCUCAUCUUGGAUACUCCACCGUUGCCAUUAAUUAUGUGGUUGAUUUGGAACAAAAUAAACAGGAAAUUGGCAAACCGAAGUGUGUGUCUGAGCUUUUUGAUACAUUUCCCAUAGUGCAGGGUAAAUCCAGACCAAUAAAGGUGUUGAACCGACUGACAGUUGUGGCCUCAAGGGCAGCACACUUUAAACCAUUAAGAGAGUACAAAGCCUAUGACUUAGUGGCUGCCUAUCCUAAAACUGAGAAGUUGUUUCAUGCAGCCUGCAUGGAAUUUACUAUUGACAUCAUCUGUGUAGCAGUGACAGAAAAACUGCCCUUUUUUUUCAAAAGAUCUUCAGUCAGUGGGGCAAUUGAAAGGGGUGUGUUUUUUGAGAUAAGUUACACACCUGCAAUCCGAGACUCCACCAUGAGAAGAUACACCAUUGCAAAUGCUCUCAGUCUUAUGGAGACGUGCAAAGGAAAGAAUGUAAUCGUGACCAGUGGGGCAGAAAAGCCCCUUGAGUUGAGAGGACCCUACGACAUUUCCAAUUUAGGCCUACUGUUUGGCCUGUCAGAAGGAGAUGGCAAAGCUGCGAUCUCCACCAACUGUCGAGCUGUCCACUUACAUGGAGAAAAGAGAAAGACUGCCUUGGGUAUAGUACACACUAUGAAGAAUGAGCAGCCUUUGACUGAGAGACAGGAGAAAGAGGAUGUUCCAGCAUCAAAGAGGGCUAAGAUUGAGAUGGCGAAGUAGAAAGUAAUCACUUGUUUGAAUUGUAAUACUUUUUCUUUAUGGAUAGAGAAUGUGUUUAUGUAAAUGCACUUUUAUGAAUAUCCUUAUUUGUGGAAAUGUGACGGUUUUCUAAUAACUGGUCAGUGGUCAUGUAGUUUGUCAUGGAUUAGCAACUAUGAUGAUGCUUGUUCCUUUUAGACAUAGCAAACAAAUUCAGAUGGCAACGGCAAUGCUGUUUAUUUCAUAACGUAAUGUAAAAUAACAAGCAAAAUGUUAAAGGUAAACAUGUAGUAGAACAAUUAAAAUUACUUCAGGAAGUGCAUUAGAAUCAUACAAGCAUUUUCAAAUCCUGUAUUCUCACUGACUACCACUAAAUCAGUUUGAAGCCACCAGCUCACUGUUCUUUUAUAUUAAAGAGAAAUUAAGAAUA